Messenger RNA from Metopolophium dirhodum (rose-grain aphid), 3624 nucleotides. RefSeq names its product putative zinc finger protein 840. NCBI's taxonomy places the organism in Eukaryota, Metazoa, Arthropoda, Insecta, Hemiptera, Aphididae. Gene Ontology annotation, molecular function: chromatin insulator sequence binding. The coding region runs from base 512 to 2722 and encodes 736 amino acids. Gene Ontology annotation, cellular component: chromosome. Gene Ontology annotation, biological process: regulation of transcription by RNA polymerase II. The transcript is spliced from 5 exons. The record is from RefSeq and is a predicted model, not a curated record.
CGGAUCAUGGCCGGACGACUCCGUGACUCCUCGUGGUUUUUGUCAUGAUAUAAUAAACUACAUAUUAAAGUUUGUUGUAAAUCUUAAUUCCCGUCUGCCGUCUGGCAUCUGUGAGAUUCCUCGUCGAUGCGGUAUAUUGCCAUCCGUUGGUAGCCGAACGCAGCUGAGACAGUCGUUUGAAUUGAUUUCGGGACCUUCUGUGUAAUCAAACCACAGAAUCGGUUAUUCUGUGAUCAGACAUCGGUUUAGAACACAACCUGCCUUGGGGAUAGCUGUAAUCACACAAACACUCAAUACCGAAACAUUCAAAACGUAUGCCCACUGAUCACUCCACUGUCGAUGCACAUUGCCCGAGGCUUUUGAAGUUUCAGUAUUUGAAAUCGACACAGGAAUGUGUGUGUGUUCCAUUUGAGUUUCUGUGCGCAGCUUGACAACGCAGUAUGGUUUUCCUAUGCGCGUGAUCGCCAUCAACUUGUCACCCAUUUCCGAGUGACAAAAUAAAUAUUCUUAAAUGACUUCAAUGAAAGACUGCCUACAAGUUGAAGUCGCUGGUGAUGCUGAUGCUGUUAUUAGUGUUGAAUAUACUAUUGAAAAUCCUGCAUUGUAUACAGUUGAAAAUAAUCAUGUUUCUUUGGUAUCUGAAAAUUUUGAAAAAUGUAUCAAGCUUGAACCUGAUAUGUUGGAUGAUUGCAUGUGGGAAAGUAGAAUCAAAAUUACCAAAGAUGUUGCCAACCAAAGUAAUAUGGAGUUACCCUUGGAAUAUCAGGAUGUCACAGAUAAUAUUUACUUGAAUCCUGGAAAUACAAGUGAUAUAAUAUUUCAUUGUAAUAUUUGUGGAAAAAGCUUUGUUUAUAAUUAUCUUUUAAAAAAACACUUGGCCAAACACAAAAAACAAGUAAAUUAUAAAACUAAUAAAUGUAAAUUUUGUGGAAAACAGUUUAAGUUAAAAUUUGGUUUGGCUAGACACAUUCAAAAACAUCACAAUUCCAUGCGUGCAACAAUUUUAUCAACUGCUCCGCACACCAAUAUCCUGAACAAAGACAUUAUUUCAUAUCCAGGGCAAACUAAAAUCAUAUCAAACAACAAUAGCCCUCCUCUAAAUAUUAAACAAGAAAAAAAUUUCAGGACAACUCUCAAGGAUACAAAUAGUUCAGAUCAAAUGAAUUUAGCAAACAGCAAUGAAUCAAUUGUAUUGACUGAUUCACAAAACUCAAUGGCAAACAUCCUAAAUAUAAAGCAAGAAAAUGGCUUACAUAAAAAUGUCAAAGAAAGAAACAAUUCAGAUCAAAUAGAACACCAGGUAGUGUGGAGUCCUGAAUAUCCAGAGUCAUAUCCAUCAGACGCAAACAUAAUGCUAAUGAAGGAAGAAGAUGCCUCUAGAGUAAUGGUCAGAGACCAUUUUCAACUAAUAAACAACAAACUGCAAUCAAAUGUAUUGAGACAUAAUGCAAUAUCAAACAACAAUAGCCCUGCUCUAAAUAUUAAGCAAGAAAUAAACUCCAGGACAACUCUCAGGGAAACAAAUAGCUCAGAUCAAAUGAAUUUAGCAAACAGCAAUGAAUCAAUCGUAUUGACUGCUUCACAAAACUCAAUGACAAAUAUCCAAAAAAUAAAGCAAGAAAAAAACUUGUAUACAAAUGUCAGAGAAAGAAACAAUUCAGAUCAAGUGGAUUCGGUAAAUAGCAAUGAAUCAAUUUUGGCCGACAAACCUCAUGAUUUAAUGGCAGAACAAUUCCCUAUUAAUACAGUUAAUAAUAAUAUUGUAUCUAUAGUCAGAGACAUGCCUUAUUUCUGUAUUAGAAAAUUGUCUAAUAUUAAAAGUGAAUUUUGCAAUGAUGAUUAUGAUCAGACUUCACAAAACAAGCUUAUAUUUACAUGUAGAAUUUGUAAAAAUUCUCCAUCUACAGAUAUACAUUCAUUUGCAUUACACAUGAGUGAACACAGGGAGUGCAAAUUGCAUGAAUGUAUUGUGUGCGAUAAAACAUUCAACUCUGUAGUUCUUUGGACAGCCCAUAUGAUAUAUCAUCAACAGCAAAUAGAUUUAAAUGUAUCAACAGUUCAGUUUAAUCAUUUAGAAACUGAAUCUAAUACAUUCGACCCUAUUAAUUCUAGAAACAUGGAACCUCAAGUUUUUACAAACUUAAAAGAUAGAAAAUGCAAAACAAUAAGAAACACUGAUUCUGCGACAAUGUCAAGAAACCAAAAAAAAGAAACCAAAUCAUCGUCAACUAAAAAAACGAAUUUCUGUAAUUUCUGUAAUAGGAAAUUUACAAAGCGCUGUUCUUUUACAAAUCAUAUGAUGACGAAGCAUAAUAUAAAUACAAACACACCAAAACAACUUACAUCGAUUGAUUGUAACGAAUCAAUCAUUCAGUCUGAAAACAUAAAGUCGACUGAUGAAUACAAAAACAAAUUAUCAAUUCCGGUAAAUAACAAAAAUAACAAUCUGAACAACCGUGUUAAAAAAAGCAAUAAGAAAAAAUCAACAUUUUGCAUACUUUGCAACAAACAUUUUGCAUAUAUUGGUACGCUAAUCCAUCACAUGCGUAUUCAUGGACAACAGUUUCCCUGUGAUGCAUGUGAGAAAAAAUUCUCUACUCCAUUCCAAUUAAAUGUUCACCGAAAGUCACAUUCUGAAAUUUUACCAUAUGUAUGUACGAUUUGUAAUAAAUCAUAUAAGUUGAAAUAUCGAUGGAAUCAUCAUUUAAAAAGCCACUAUUAAAAAGACGAUUCAAAUUUAAAAAUUAAACAGCUUACUAAUAAUCUAAAACCAAACAUUUCAAAACUAAAGAUUGAAUGUAUAAGUCAAAAAGAUAAAAUAAAAUGUCGAUAUUGCAAAAAAGAAUGUAACUCAAUAUCUCAGUGGAAAAAUCAUAUAUCAAUGAGCAAGGAAUGUCGUCGCCAUGGUAAAAGUUACCUUCCAGAAUUUACAUUGAAUAAAACAGACAUCAAUACCGGCUCACAAAAAGACAAAUUAAUGGACAUAAUUCAACAAAAACCAACGAUUAAGAAACAAAAUAAAAGUAAUCACUAGAGUUAGGAUGUUGAUGACUUUUGCAUUUUUUUUCCUUUUAUUCUGUACAAUACUAUCCUAGCUAAAAAUUUGUUUCAUGCUCCCUUGAUGCAGAAUAUUCUAAUUUUAUUUUGGAUUUUUUGCAUUUUUAGCUAUAAAUACAUUUUUUUUGUUUUUUAACGUCAUUUUUCAACAUUUUUAAGUCAUUUUUUCAUCUUUUAGGGCCUUUGUUUGUACUUUUUAUACAAUUUGGGGCAUUUUUUACAAAUUAUAGAUUUUAGGGCAAAUGUUACACCCAAGUUUGGAAACAAAUUUAAUUUAUUUAAAAUCUAACUUUAGAUUUGGACUAUUAGUAAAAAAUAAUUUUGAUAUUAUUGCGGGGUUUUUUUGUGAUUACAUUUAUCGUGUUCCGAUAAGAUUUACUCUUUGAGUGUUAUAUAUUGAUGAAACAAGUGCUCUUUCAGACAUACGCCGAUCAUACACGCUUAUCGAGUAUCAUAUUUAUAAAUUGUUUAUUUAUUUUAAAUUUAUUAACUGAUCGACGUCGUCGUGUUUUGUUUGAUAACAUCAGACACAUAUUAAUUGUACAGUGCAACAAUGCAAUAUGAAUA